GAGGCAGUGGCAGCCCCGAAGUGGGAGGGGAGAAGUCGGAGGGGAGAAGUCGAAGAGGGAAGGGGACGGGAAGAGGGCGGAAAGUGAAGGGCCCAGAGCGCCUCUCUGCCCCCGAUCUAACUCAGUUCUCGACUGCUCCGGGGCCGGCGUGGUAUUGUGGGAUCGCGGCGCCUGGCCUGCCGGAGCGGCUCGCAUCCGCAGGGGCGUCCACUCGAGAGCGCCUCCUGUCGUCCGUAAGGCUGCCCUGCCAUUCCUCGGCCCCCCCAACUCCUCCCGCCCCCCCAUCCCCUCCUCCUCCAUCCUCCAGUUCAAAAUGGCGACGGCGGCGGCGGCGGCGGCAGCGGCGAUGGCUCCUCCGGGCUGCCCGGGUUCGUGCCCCAACUUCGCCGUAGUCUGCUCCUUCUUGGAACGCUACGGGCCGCUGCUGGACCUGCCCGAGUUGCCGUUCCCAGAGCUGGAGCGGGUGCUGCAGGCGCCGCCGCCGGACAUCGGCAACGGAGAAGUACCAAAAGAAUUGGUGGAGCUCCAUUUGAAGUUGAUGAGGAAGAUUGGCAAAUCGGUUACAGCAGACAGAUGGGAAAAAUACCUGAUCAAGAUCUGCCAAGAGUUUAACAGUACCUGGGCAUGGGAGAUGGAGAAGAAAGGCUAUCUUGAAAUGAGUGUGGAGUGCAAACUAGCACUCUUAAAGUAUCUCUGUGAAUGUCAGUUUGAUGACAAUCUUAAAUUCAAGAAUAUAAUUAAUGAAGAGGAUGCUGAUACGAUGCGUCUCCAGCCAAUUGGGCGAGACAAAGAUGGCCUCAUGUACUGGUACCAGUUGGAUCAAGACCACAAUGUCAGGAUGUACAUAGAAGAACAAGAUGAUCAAGAUGGCUCUUCUUGGAAAUGCAUUGUCAGAAAUCGAACCGAGUUGGCUGAGACUCUUGCACUCCUGAAAGCACAAAUUGAUCCUGUCCUAGUGAAAAACUCUAGCCAACAGGAAGACUCUUCCCGGGAAAGUCCCACUCUAGAGGAUGAGGAGACUAAAAAAGAGGAAGAAACAGCUAAACAAGAGCACUCGAAGGAAAAUGGAAGGACAAAAGGUGAUGAGCGGCCAGUGGAUCCCAUAAAGCGUUCUGUGGCCAAUGUUCUAGAAGAGACAGCUGUGAAAACUGAAAAAGAAGAUGAAAAGGAGCUUAAGAAACUGCCUGUCAUUGUAAAGCUAGAAAAACCUUUGCCAGAAACUGAGGAAAAAAAGAUUAUCAGAGAGGAAAGUGAUUCCUUCAAGGAAAAUGUCAAACCCAUUAAAGUAGAAACAAAAGAAUGCAGAGUGGACUCCAAAGAUCUCAAAGGUAGCUCCGAGAGACUGGGUGCACAGGACCCCGAGCGAGUGGAAUUCGGUGGCAACAUCAGAUCUUCUCAAGACAUCACAGAGAAAUCUUCUGAGGAAACUGAGAAGCUUAAAAAUGACCAGCAAGCCAAGAUACCACUAAAAAAACGUGAAAUUAAGUUGAGUGAUGAUUUUGACAGACCUUUGUGCAAGUCAACUACUCCAACAAAAGAGUUUUUGAAAGAUGAAAUAAAACAAGAGGAAGAGACUUGUAAACGCGUCUCCACCAUCAGUGCUUUGAGUCACGAAGGGAAGCAACUAGUGAAUGGAGAAGUUAGCGAUGACAAGGUCACGCCAAAUUGUAAGACAGAACAGAUGGAAACCCAGCUUUGUGAUACAAAGGAAGACAGCUCUGCCAUCCCCUCUAAGGAUGGGAAUACUCUCACGGAGGGGGAUGGGGCCGAGGCUUUCAGUUCUGUCAUAGCAAGCACAAAGAUGAUAAGUGACCUUGAGAAAGAAGCCCCCCUGGGAAAGGCUCUAGAUAGCUCUUUAUCUGCCUCAGAGAGGCACAGUCAGAAAGGAAGAGGAGAGGACUCUGGGCCUCCAAACACGGAAAUGCCUCUUGAGCCUUUGGAGACAGCAACAGAUCUCUCUUUAAAAUCUGCUUUGUCUGUCAUGGAAUCCUGCACUGGGAAAGCUGAAGAGAAGGCCCCCAAAAGUAAGAGUGAGAACCACCCACCAGGCAUAGAAUGCCUGGAAAAGGUGGAAAAGGCCAAAAAGACUGUUGGUGAGAAGGAAAGAUUGAGUCCAAUACCCGAGGAAGUUGUAAGGAGUCCUGUAGAAUCAGAAAAGCCAGAUCCUUGUGAAGUGGCUGAAGCUUCCCUCCUACCCGAGAUGACUGGCCCCAAGGAGAAACUGGCCUCAGAAAAAAAAGGUGUAGAAUGUCUAAGUAGAGGUUCAAGUGAAGGCCAGUCCCUUGAAAAUGCAAGCCCAGGAACUCUAGAAAAGGAUUCUGAGUCCAUGAAGGUAGAAAUGGCCAGUGCGGACAAGGUCCAGGCCUCUGGCAUGGAGGACACUUCUGAGACGAAGAGCUCCAUGCCGAAGAGCAAAUUCAAAUAUAAGUUAGUUCCUGAAGGAGACAGCACGGCUUCAGAAAACACAGAGAUCACCUCCGAAAGGCAGAAGGAAGGCAUCAAGUUGACAAUCCGGAUAUCUAGUCGGAAGAAGAAGCCGGAUUGUCCCCCACAAAUUGUAGACUCGGAGAGCAAGGAAGAGAAGGUGGGGAAGGAAGAGGAGAAAACCAGUGUGGGCCGGACUUUAAGAAGGUCUCCGAGAAUAUCCAGACCCACAGCGAAAGUAGCUGAGAUCAGAGACCAGAAAGCUGAGAAAAAAAGAGGGGAAGGAGAAGAUGGAGUGGAGGAAGAACCAGCAGCUUUGCAGAGAACAGACAAGAAGGAACACUUGAAAAAAACAGAGAAGGAUACAAAUUCUAAAGUGAGCAAGGUAAAACCCAAAGGCAAAGUUCGCUGGACUGGUUCUCGGACACGUGGCCGGUGGAAAUACUCCAGCAAUGAUGACAGUGAAGGGUCGGACAGUGAAAAAUCCUCCGCAGCCUCAGAAGAGGAGCAAGGGAAGGAAAGUGAAGAAGCUGUCCUUCCAGAUGACGAUGAACCAUGCAAAAAAUGUGGCCUUCCAAACCAUCCGGAACUCAUUCUUCUGUGCGAUUCCUGUGACAGUGGAUACCAUACUGCCUGCCUCCGCCCUCCCUUGAUGAUCAUCCCUGAUGGAGAAUGGUUCUGCCCUCCUUGCCAGCAUAAACUACUGUGUGAAAAAUUAGAAGAACAGUUGCAAGAUUUGGAUGUUGCCUUAAAGAAGAAAGAGCGUGCAGAGCGAAGGAAAGAACGCUUGGUGUAUGUUGGUAUCAGUAUUGAAAACAUCAUUCCUCCACAAGAGCCAGAUUUUUCUGAAGAUCAAGAAGAAAAGAAAAAAGAUUCAAAAAAAUCCAAAGCAAACUUACUUGAAAGGAGAUCAACAAGAACAAGGAAAUGUAUAAGCUACAGAUUUGAUGAGUUUGAUGAAGCAAUUGAUGAAGCUAUAGAAGAUGAUAUCAAGGAGGCUGAUGGAGGGGGAGUUGGCCGAGGAAAAGAUAUUUCCACCAUCACAGGUCACCGUGGGAAAGACAUCUCUACCAUUUUGGAUGAAGAACGCAAAGAAAAUAAACGGCCUCAGAGGGCAGCUGCUGCUCGCAGGAAGAAACGCCGGCGACUUAAUGAUCUUGAUAGUGAUAGCAACCUAGAUGAGGAAGAGAGUGAGGAGGAAUUCAAGAUCAGUGACGGAUCCCAGGAUGAGUUUGUUGUGUCUGAUGAAAACCCGGAUGAAAGUGAAGAAGAUCCACCAUCUAAUGAGGACAGUGACACGGACUUCUAUAGCCGAAGACUGAGGCGGCAUCCUUCUCGGCCCAUGAGGCAAAGCCGGCGUUUGCGGAGAAAGACCCCAAAGAAAAAGUACUCUGAUGAUGAUGAAGAGGAAGAAGAGUCUGAGGAGAAUAGUAGAGACUCUGAAAGUGACUUUAGUGAAGACUUGAGUGAUGAUUUUGUAGAAACCCGGCGAAGGCGAUCAAGAAGGAACCAGAAAAGACAAAUUAAUUACAAAGAAGAUUCAGAAAGUGAUGGUUCCCAGAAAAGCAUACGCCGUGGUAAAGAAAUCCGACGAGUUCACAAGCGCAGGCUCUCCAGCUCAGAGAGUGAAGAGAGCUAUAUGUCCAAGAACUCUGAAGAUGAAGAGCUAACAAAAGAAUCAAAGAGGUCUGUUCGAAAACGGGGCCGAAGCACAGAUGAAUAUUCAGAAGCAGAUGAGGAUGAUGAAGAGGAAGGCAAACCAUCCCGCAAGCGGCUCCACCGUAUUGAGACGGAUGAGGAGAGCUGUGACAAUGCUCGUGGAGAUGCGGAACAGCCUGCCCCUGACAGCCAGCCCAGGGUCCUGCCCUCGGAGCAGGAGAGCAGCAAGAAGCCCUAUCGGAUAGAGAGUGAUGAGGAAGAGGACUUCGAAAACGUGGGCAAAGUAGGGAGCCCCUUGGACUACAGCUUAGUGGACUUGCCUUCCACCAAUGGACAGAGCCCUGGCAAAGCCAUUGAGAACUUGAUGGGCAAGCCAACUGAAAAGUCCCAGACCCCCAAGGACAGCGGCACGGCCAGUGCAAGUCUAGCCCCAAAUGGGACAAGUGGUGGUCAGGAGGUGGGGGCACCGGAAGAGGAUGAAGAUGAGCUUCUGCGAGUGACUGACCUUGUUGAUUAUGUCUGUAACAGUGAACAGUUAUAAGACUUCUUUCCAUUUUUGUGCUAAUUUAUUCCACGGUAGCUCUCACACCAGCGGGCCAGUUAGUAAAAGCUGUUUAAUUUUUCCUAGAAAACUCCACUACAGAACGACUUUUUAGAAGAAAAAUUUCAACGAAUCCCAAAGUCUUUCUGUGAAGUGACCAGUUUUGAACUUUGAAGAUUAAUAAUUGCUGUAAAUUCCUUUUGAUUUUCUUUUUCCAAGUUCAUGGUCCUUGGUAAUUUCAUUCAUGGGAAAAAAAUCUUAUUAUAAUAACAACAAAGAUUUGUAUAUUUUUGACUUUAUAUUUCCUGAGCUCUCCUGACUUUGUGAAAAAGGUGGAUAUGAAUGCAUUCCAAAUCUGUGAGGGCCCAAUAAUUUAGGGUGGGAGAAAGCACUUGGGCUUUAGCUUUUCAUAUUAAAUAUAUAUUAUAUUUAAACAUUCAUGGCAUAGAUGAUGAUUAACAAACUGUUCAAAAGUUCAAGUCUGUACUGUUGCAGUUUGAGAAUUGUAGAUACAACAUCGUACAUACGUCACUUAGUAAUAGCCUUCGUGAAAUCAAUUUGUUUACUAUUGGAGUUACCAUUACCACACUUUAAAUAAAGAAGAGACCAUGGAAGUACCAUCAUAAAAUCACUUUAACCUAAGUUUCUGUUAUAGCAGAGUUUCUUGUUUAAAAAAAACAAAAACACAAAAUCAUCUGAAAAGCAUUUGUAUAGUAAAUUGUAUUAAUGAAGCUUUGAUAACCAGAUUGUGCUAGAAGGAAGUCUUAAGUAGCUUUUAUGCUGUGGUAAUAUGAUGGCCUCUAUUACACUGUGUCCGGUGAGGAGUUAGUGAAGUCAAUGUGGGCUUUCCUAAAGUGCAAGUACACUAUAAACUUUGCCAGUAAUGUUAACUCUUCUGGCCAUAUGGUGUUAACUGUCUGAAAUGUCAUUUUGAAUAUAAUCCAUCUAAAUAUAACAUAUGGAGAUGCUAAGUUGACAAUGGUAUUUAGCACAUUGGAAGACUGAGAAGGAAUUUUCAGGUGAAUUUUAACUGGUCUGUUCUUGCCCUUAGUAUCUACUUCAAAUUGAAGUCUACAAACAAAGCAGUUCCUUUGGGAGAUUUUUAGUUUUGAGUUUAAUCGUGUGUGUGUGUGUGUGUGUGUGUGUGUGUGUGUGUGUGUGUGUGUGUGUGUGUGUGUUGGAAUUUUCUAUCUGCCUGGAUACAUUAGCAGGGUUUGAAUGUAGUUCUGGCCUUUGGCCAUUAUAUACUUCUAUUGAAAAUCCAUUAAUAGUCACACAACCAACAGAACUGAGUGAGACCCGCUGAUAUACUUAAUAGGCCUAACUUCCAUUUUAAACAUCUCAACACUCUAAGGAUUCGCCCUUUGCUUCAAGACUAGGCGGUUUCUAACUAAACAGUGUAACGUAGCUGACACUAAACUAGGACCUUUAGCUUGGUUUCUGUUACCGUUGUGGAGUUGUGGGCACAGCCCUAACCCUGUACAGCUGUAGCAUCUGUGAGUCUUCUUGCCUGGCACAUGCCGAAGCCCUCUGCACUGCUUCGGGCUGUGCUUUUCCCCGGGGACUCGGGUUUCCUGCUCCACUGUUGUCUGUUGCCGGCAAUAGACAUGCCGUACCUGCUGCUGGCCCAGGGGACUUCAGUUUUCUUUUCAGAUGAAGCAUUAUAUGUGGUAGUCAGUCUACAGUAAACUACUUCCUUUUCAUUAUUAAAAGCUGGCGUUAGACUUGCAUCAUCAAGACCUCUCUGGAAACUUUAUGCUCCUAAUUUCUGUUCCUCGACAGACACUGCCCUUAAACCUUCCGGCCUUUAAAGUGUAGUGCUGAUUUCUUUUCAGUUACUGGUUUUCUGUUUCACUUUAGUUCUGUAGAAUUUGACCGAUGAUAUUUUUGCUUUGUUUCUAGUGAUGAACUUGUAUUUGUGUAACAAUGAAACAAUGAAAGCAGCCUAAAAAAAAUAAAAACAAGAACCCAGGGUGCGGCAGGUGCUGCUCCCGAAGCAGCUGUGGGCUUAUCUUAAAACAGUGUUGUGCUGGAAGGACAGGGUGGGCUUACGUUCACAGAAGUAAAGGACUGAAAAGGAGCCACAUUCACUUGUAAAACUUCCUUUCUAGCUGUUGUUUUCUUUGAAAAUCAGCUAAGUAAACUUUUGAACUGUCUAGAACAGACAGGCAGAAGGGUUCCUACUAGUGCAUGGUGAGUGGGUUCCUGCCACCCAGUCUCAGGUUUCAGUCCUGCAGCCAGGUAAAGCCACUGUGGUGUAGAAACUCUCCCAUGUGCCUGUCUCUACCUCUGCACACACCAGCUCUUGCAUCCACCUAUCAACUCUACUCAUCCUUUAUACAGAUGAUUAGAAAUAGUAAAUGGGUAGCUAAUGCAACAGCAUGCGGAAUGUGAAGUCACUUCUGUUAUGGAAAACCCAUGGUAAUUUUUACAGUAAAGACUGAGUAUUCCACUUAGCAAAAUGUCCCAGUAACAGGGGUUUCAAAACCACUUUGUGCUACCUGAUCCUUACUAAACUUGAGUGUCAACCUGAUACUGAGUGUCUCCCUUCUAACCUUACAUUCUCAUUAAACCAACUGGCUCUCAGUAGUAACCCAGGCAGCUAGUCCAUACUGAUUCUUAGUAUCCAGAGAGUUCUGCUGCUUGGCCUUUUCUGUUGUUUCUGUUGAUCCUGGAGAUUGAAUUCAGGGCCUCAUGCAUGCUGGGUAGAACUCCUGCCCUGUUUAGUGUUUGGACUCAGUCCGUCAGAGUCUGUUAUCUCUCAGAAAAACUCACUUGGAAGAUGCUCCCGAUGAGGUUUCUGUUGCUGCUGUCAAAGUAAAUGUUCUGUAUAAAAAAUUCUGAUCCAACCAGUAAGAACUGGAGGAUGGAAAGGAAAACAGUCGUGUAGGGGGCCGACUAUCUUCAGUCCAUGAUCGAUUCAGAUUUACAAUAGAUCUAUAGAAUGUCUGCUUUUACUAACUUCAGUGACCCCUCCUACCUUUGAAAUACAAGUGCUGAACUUGUAUCAAAGGGCUCCGGUAUCAGACUCAGUCUACAGCAUAUGCAUUAUGUGAAGAUACAGUGUAGUGUUCAAAGUGUUUAGUUUGCCAUUUCAGUAAAGUUUGAAAACUAGCCAUAUUUUUACAGUUCAAGAGCUUAAAAUUGAAAUAGCGUAGGAAAAGGACUCAGACUGGUUUGCUUGUACCUGUGCGAUGAUGAGAUAGUGUUUAUUGUAGAAUGUUACUGCAAAGUGAUGUGUUUUCAACAAUACACGUAAUACGUUGAGGUUGUUUCCUUGACAUCUUUUUCCAGUUGGUCAAGGUUGCAGAUUCAGAGGAUAAAAAGGCGUUUCAUUAAGGAUUAAUUCAUGUUUACUGGUAACUUAUUUUUUAGAAAGUGAUCUGCCAAAGAACCAAGAACUUCAGAAUACUAAUGAAAUUAAUUAUUGUGGGGAAAAAGAUUUUUAAAAGAAUGUUAUUCACUUUUCACUUUCUAGUUGAUAGAACCUAUCCUAUAUAAUAGACAUUUAAGCAAAGUACAUAUAUUAAGAAAAAUGUGGACACUUACUUGUUUAAAUUGAGAUUUAAAAUUAUGGUGAAUGUGUUAGUAAUUUUUAAGUGGUAUGGAUGGAGGAGUUAGUCACUCACUGAUUGUUCUACCAGAAGAUAAAAAGCACCUAACAAAUCUUGAACACUCAGAUAAUGCUGUGACUCCACUGCCAGCUGCCACAGCAGAGCAGGUCUCUAGUUCAGGGUAGUGUCUCAGCUUUAGAACAAGUGUUCAAAGACCAAGACUUUUCUUAAGAGGAAAUGUGUAUAUACACCCGUUCUGGAUAACUACUAGAAUGCUGAAUUCAUCAUGAACUGACUUAUAAAAACAUAAGGCAAAUAGUUGUGACAAAAUUAUGAAUAUGAUUCAAUUAUAGAAAGUUUAGAGAAAAAAUAGUUUUUCUUGUUGGUUUGACAUUCUCUAAAUAUAUUUCUGGUUCUCUUAAGCAGAGAAUGCCAAGACCACAUGUAUGCUGUAAUCUACAUAGUCCUUGUCUGUUUUAAUAUGAUCCAUUGUUGAACUCUCAGAUAAAAUUCAUUCCUAUUUUAUCCACCAUUCCCAAUGUCAGCCUUGGAAGUGGCAAGCUAACUGCUGGUUUAUUUCCUCACCGUUCCCACCUGGAUCCUGAAAGAAAAGGCCUUUGCUUUCAUCAGUUUGUAUUUUUUGUUUUAUUUAUUUUUUAUUUUUUUGGUUUUUCGAGACAGGGUUUCCUCUGCAUAGCCCUGGCUGUUCUGGAACUCGCUCUGUUGACCAGGCUGGCCUCAAACUCACAGAGAUCCACACCUGGCUCUGCCUCCUGAGUGCUGGGGUUAAAGGCAUGUGGUGUGCCACCACUGCCAGCUUCAUCCAGUUUUUAAACUGGGUUAUUGUGUUAUUAUUCCACUUAAUUUUCAAAAUAUUUCAAUCCAACUUAAAUGAUUUACCAUUUUUUGAGUGCCAAGGUUUGCUAGGUAACUGGCUGCAUAACACUGAGGAUAAGUCAUCCCGUAUCAUAAGCCAAAAUAAGGUAGACUUGGUAUGGAACCACUUUAGAUCGUACACUCCCCACCUGUCACUCUUACAAGCCCCCUCAGCAGUUCAUUAGAACAGUUCAUUAGAACAGUUCAUUAGAACAGUUAGUUCCCCUGACGUUUUCCACUCUUUGGGUCAUGUACACAACUCCCUGCCCCAUUUCAUAUUUAUACCACUCUGCUCUGGGAGACACUGUUCUGGUACCCUCAUUGUAGUCUUUUCAGUUCAUGGAGGUGUUGUUUCUAUCUUGACAUUUUACAUAUGUCUAUCCUAUACACAAUAUGUGAAAGACCAUAACAAACUACCAGAUGAAUAGGGAUUUAUGAAGCUCUAGACCUUCUGAAUGAGGAAAAAAAUUAAGAAACUGUAUUUGUGGGUUUGUUUUCUUUCUCUCUCUCUCUCUCUCUCUCUCUCUCUCUCUCUCUCUCUCUCUCUCUCUCUCUCUCUUUUUUUUUUGCCAAACUAGUACAAGCUAGAAAAUGUGCAAAGGAAUAAAUAACCUGCCUUGUUCUUUUUGCCACUGGAUGAUAUAAGUUAAGAAUGAGCUUGUUUAACUAUAUAUUUCCUUGACUUUCAUCAGUUUCGGAAGGAGUCUAACUUAAGUGUUUGGGGUUUGUUUGAUCUGUAUUUAUUGCAUCCUGGUCAUAGGCCAGGAGCCUGCAUGUUAUGUUUAUGGACAGCCAGAACACAGUCAUUGUGGAACUUAAUGGCUCAAGAUCUUCUAAAUCAUUUAACUUAUUUUGUACGUUGCAAAAAAAGAAAAAAAAAGUUUAUUUUGCUUGAGAGUCACAUUUUUUUAUAACUGUACAGCUUUUAAGGGCUGGGAGGUGGGAAAAGACCCUAAAAUAGGAUGUAGAUUUCUACAGUUGUGUUGAUGCUCGAGCAUCUACAGGAGCAUUAUGUAAUUAAACCUCAAAUUGUUUCAACACCUUGUGCCAUGGUCUUCUUCGUCCUGUUGCCCGUUAGCAGAGGUGGUGCAUGUCAGUAUCGCACUGCGGUACGGACAGCCCUUGAAAUUAGAUAAAACCUUUUCCCAAAGCUCUCAGACCAUUGCAUGAGUGUGCCCCACAGCCACACACACAGUUUAUAUUAGUGUAAAUGGAUCGUCAGGAUCAGUACAGCUGCAACAUCCCAAAUCUGGCAAUCGGCAGCAUAUUCUUUCGGUGCAUGACUUUGUGGUGCCUGUCUAGAGUAUUGUUGAUGUUGGUGUGUUUUGUUCUCUUAUCAAAGUAGCUUCUUGACCAUAGUAUCUGGAUAGUAUCUUGCCUAAAACUCUCAUGGGGUUCUAUGUGCACUUUAAGAAGGGAUGUCCUAUGUUGAGAUGGAGGUGGGAACGAGGCAGGGCUAGUUUCUUUAUGUGUAAAAGAAGGAAAAAAUUAGAAUUGUUUGACUAUUCCAUAGACUUACCCAACUCCACACAAAUAACUUGCUGAAACUUGGCAGGAAGGGACAUCACAUUCAGUUUUCAAUCCCUCCUUAUUUGGUAACUAAUUUGCAAUCUCUUACAACUGCUGCUGGCAGUCUGCAUGGCACAUUUUACCAUGCUGUCAGCCUAUCUUUUAAAAUGCCAGGACUUCUUUUUGCUAUCUGGUAACUUUACCAUUCUAACUUACUACCUGUGUAGCAUCGCUUCUUAUAAGGAAUUAAAUUCAUCUAAUUGUGUCAUAAUUUUCAGGUAACCUUCACCUGUUAACUAAUUUGAGAAUUAUUUCCUUUACUGUCUUCACCCAUUUAGAAGCUUAGGGACCAUGAAUUUCAAUGUGAAGAGUACAAAUUCCAGAUAAGAGUUUGUAAAUUGUAUUAUUUUUGAAUCUCACUUUGAUUUUAUAAAGUAGUAACUAAGUUCCAGGAAGCAUCCAUUCAGAACAUGUCUUGGAUUUUCAGAUGUGCUCAAAUGAAGUACUUUACUUUCCCUAUGCAUAAAAUAAAAAAUAUUGGAAUAGUUCUCAAAAUGCUGUUUUUAGAUGAGAGGGAAACAGAAGCUCCAAGAUUAUCUCAAACCAAGUCUUGCUGUCUCAGGACCAUGCAUUAGUCACAGAGAGGCUGUCGUGCACUGUCACAUAAUGUAGUGCUGCAUGUGUGAAUCACGUGCAGAAAUCUGAAAACUGGAAACAUGAUUCUGAUAACACAAGUCACGUCUGUGUAUGAAAAGCAUGGCAGGCCCUGAGAGCGCAAAGCUUCAGGAGUGGUAGAACUGCAGUGCAUCGUUGUUUAAAUACAAUAUUCCUUGUGACAACCCAAAUAUGUUGUGGCUGUUGCCAAUAUUUUCGUUAACAAAAUGUUGAAUGUCUCAUUUCAGUCUGGUCAGAAUUCUCAGUGUAAUAAGCCAGGCCUAAGCCAUUUUACAGCUAUUGGCCUAACUGUAACUUUUUUUCAAAAUGUUUUAUUAUAAUACUUGUCAUUUCUUUCACUUAAUAUAUGUCAAUUGUCAUAAUAAAAUGUUGAAAUAA
This is a messenger RNA of Peromyscus maniculatus bairdii (prairie deer mouse), 11616 nucleotides long. RefSeq names its product remodeling and spacing factor 1 (gene Rsf1). Gene Ontology annotation, cellular component: RSF complex. Gene Ontology annotation, biological process: negative regulation of DNA-templated transcription. The record is from RefSeq and is a predicted model, not a curated record. Gene Ontology annotation, molecular function: histone binding. Lineage: Eukaryota; Metazoa; Chordata; Mammalia; Rodentia; Cricetidae.